This is a messenger RNA of Postia placenta MAD-698-R-SB12, 789 nucleotides long. RefSeq lists its product as hypothetical. The transcript has 10 exons. Lineage: Eukaryota; Fungi; Basidiomycota; Agaricomycetes; Polyporales; Adustoporiaceae. The record is from RefSeq and is a predicted model, not a curated record. Gene Ontology annotation, biological process: proteolysis. Gene Ontology annotation, molecular function: metalloaminopeptidase activity. Bases 1 to 789 code for a protein of 262 amino acids.
AUGCAGAAGACGCCGAUAAGGAUCCUGAAUGCCGAGGAAAUCGAGAAAAUGCGGACUGUGUGCAGGCUUGCACGCGAAGUUCUCGACAUCGCUGCCUCACAUGUCCGGCCUGGAAUCACCACCGAUGAGAUCGAUGAGAUCGUGCACAACGAGACCAUCAAGCGGAAUGCCUACCCGUCACCGUUGAACUACAAAGGGUACCCGAAAUCCGUCUGCACGUCCAUCAACGAAGUAAUUUGCCAUGGCAUUCCGGACCAGCGUCGGCUGCAAGAAGGCGACAUCAUCAACAUUGAUGUGACAUUGUAUUAUGAUGGUUUCCACGGUGAUCUGAACGAGACAUACCCUGUCGGCCGUAUCAACGAAGACACACAAAAGCUUUUGCGCACUGCACGCCAGUCCCUUGACGAGGCUAUCAAACUGUGCAAACCAGGUGCCCUUUUCCGUGACCUUGGCAAGACCAUUGAGCCCAUCGCACGCGCAAACAACUGUGCGGUAGUGCGAACAUAUUGUGGGCACGGCAUCCACGAGCUGUUCCAUUGCGCUCCUUUGAACGUGCCGUACUAUGCCAAAAACAAGGCCGUUGGCACGAUGAAACCUGGCAUGAUCUUCACAAUUGAGCCGAUGAUAAACCUGGGUCAUAAUUGGGACCUGGUACAUUGGCCGGACGAUUGGACGGCGACUACCGUCGAUGGAAAACCCAGUGCACAGUUUGAGGAUACCCUUCUCGUCACCGAGACCGGGGUGGAGGUGCUGACUGCAGGCAAGAGACGGCCAGACUUGUACGACUAG